AGCGACACUCAGUGGCGUACUGCCUGCCGAGCUGACGGCACGUCCUUGCUCUGUCCGCGCGCGAACACAACGAAUUCAAACACGAUACACGCGUCUGCAAACACGAUCACACAACAUUCGCCGAUUGUAAAGUUUUUUGUUUCCUUCGUAAUUUCUUGCACCUUGCGGUUUUUAAUAUUUGUGUUUUCUAUGGCAAUAUUGUAAAUAGAUAUUAGAUUUCGUUAAAGACCAAAUAGACGUUGUUACCGUGAAAAGCUGCGAGCUGGUCGUAUCUAUUGUGAGUACAAUGUAUCGCUUUAACGCAGACUGGGUGCAAAGUGGACUAUGAGAAUAUCAAAGACAAUGCCUUCGAUAUUUCAUUCAGGGAACAAAUGCUGUUCAUGAGAUAUAAAACUGAACAAAAUGAUUUUGAAAAUCGGAGGGAAAUCACCUCCGGGUGCGAAGACCACUUCAGACAAAGAAGUAAAGAAAGAGGAGAAGAAAGAAACGAAGAAGAAAUGGGAGAAGUGUGAGGAGAGAUGUCCGGGGGACCCGUGGGCGUACUGUGUGGUGUUAUGGUGUGCGUGUGCCAUGAGCCUGAUCUCCAGCGGCUACAGCCUGUACAAGCAGCAGGCGCUCACGGAGCGGCUGUCGCUGCUGGAGGAGCAGCACCUGGCGUUGCGGAGCGCCGUGCUGGAGCCGCAGCAGCCGCUGGUGGAGCGCCUGCGGCGGGAGGUGCUGGCGCGCCCGCCCACGUACUGGCGGCCUCGCAGGAGCAUCCGCGACUACGGGGACUGCGGCUGUCCACCAGGUCCGCCAGGGCCGCCGGGCAAGCGAGGCAAGAAGGGCAAGAAGGGAGACCCGGGCGAGCCGGGACCACCGGGGUUAACGGGAGCUCCUGGGAAGAAUGGAUUCCCGGGUAGCAAGGGCGAGAAGGGCGAGCGAGGCUACAUGGGCCCUAUCGGCUUGGACGGACCUAAGGGAGACCCAGGCCGGCCCGGCGACAAGGGGCAGAAGGGUGAGCAUGGCAGCCCUGGCUUUGAUGUCUUCUCUGCCGUCAAGGGCGUGAAAAGAUCCGUGGACAGUUUUAAGAUUAGUCCAUACACGAGCGCCGAGAUCAUAGCCGUCAAGGGCGAGCCCGGAGAGCCUGGGCCUCCGGGGUCGCCGGGGCCGCAGGGAGCAGAGGGCCUGCCGGGCCAUGAAGGACGAGCGGGGCCUCCAGGGCCCUCCGGUCCUCCGGGACCCGCGGGCCCUGUCGGACCUCCAGGCCUUGUCGGUCCGCCUGGAUCACUGGGUCCCGCAGGACCAAAGGGUGACAAAGGUGACAAAGGCGAGCGAGGCUACACGACCACUCUGAAGGGCGACGCGUUCCCGACCGGCAUCAUCGAGGGCCCGCCCGGCCCGCCCGGCCCGCCCGGUCGCGACGGCGAGGCGGGGCCGCGCGGGCCGCCCGGCGCCGACGGCGCGCCCGGCCUGCCCGGCGUGCAGGGCCCGCCCGGCAAGCCGGGCGAGAUGGGUCCUAAAGGAACCAAGGGCGAGUAUGGAGAUAUGGGCUCCCCUGGCAUGCUGGGCGCGCCCGGCCUUCCUGGGCCGCCCGGCUACCCCGGCUUGAAGGGGGAGAAGGGCGACAAAGGCGACUCGAAGUACAGGAAGCUGAGGAGGCGGCAGAACUUGCAGGGAGAUGGCACCGGCUACGAGCUCUACGGACACGAAGUUAUGAUGGGCCCACCUGGCGCGCCGGGGCCCGCCGGGCCCCCGGGAGUGGCCGGUCCGCCCGGCAUCAAGGGCGACAAAGGCGAACCCGGCACGCGCGGGAAGUCGGGUGAAAAAGGAGAGAAGGGUGAUGCGGGCCCCAUGGGCCUUCCUGGGCCAGUGGGGCUGCCGGGAGAGCCGGGCCGGGCCGGAGACACGGGCUCUAGAGGCCCGCCCGGACUCGACGGCAUGAAGGGCGCGCAGGGCGAGCCGGGCUCGAAGGGCGAGCGCGGAGAUCCGGGACUGCCAGGAACUGACGGCAUUCCCGGACAAGAGGGCCCCAAGGGUGACAAGGGCUACAAGGGAGAACCCGUAAGUGCCGGAACGCCCAUCGCUGAUGUAUUGCACGGUGCGCGCGCCGGCCAGCCAGCAUGCGGCCGGCGCGCAGCUAACAAGCCGCUGUCGCAUGCCCUACUAACUGCAGUAGUCCGAUAUCUCGCGGUGCAGGGUCCGGUGGGCAAGCGCGGGCGCAAAGGUGAUAAAGGCGACAAGGGCGAGCAGGGCGUGCCCGGGCUGGACGCGCCGUGCCCGCUGGGGCCGGACGGGCUGCCGCUGCCCGGCUGCGGCUGGAGACCCACCAAGGAGGCGCCGCCGCAGGCGCCGCACCGCGAGGACGCGGGCGCGCCGCCCGACGACUCGGACGAGGAGGAGGGCGCGGAGGGCGCGGACGAGUACGAGGGCCGCGACGACGAGCUGGACGCGCCGCGCGACUACGACGACUACACCGACAACGCGCACCACUCGCACCACCACGACUGACCUGUGCCUCUCCCCUCUACUCUCUUUUCACACCUACUUGAGCUCCGUCAGUAUUGGACUGUAAAUAAUCCCCCCUCCCCCCUCUGUAACUAUUAACUACUAACAGCGCGGUGGUGGUGUAGAUGAACACUGAGAGGCCGCGCUGCAGUGGGCGCGGCGCCGCCUGCACGUCGAUAACGACCUGCCGCCGCUGUGACGCGCGACACGCCGCGCCGCACGCCGCGCACCACGGCGACACCGUGCUCGUCUGUGAAUGUGAAAUGAUUCUAUUCUUAAACAAACUGUAGUUAAAAAGACGCUUCUAUUUGCUAAUGUACUGUACAUAUGUGUAAAUGGAUUGUUUAAAAAUUAAGAUAUUUUAGAAAAUAAAUAGUCCAGAGAACCCACGCUGUGCGCCACGAGGGAAUAGAUUUCGUUAGAGCGCACACAACAGGGUAUACUGGGUGGACUCUCCUCCUGUACAUAGUAGUGUAGUGUAACGUGAUCACGUACAGUAACGAUAUUUAUUCCGUACUAGUUAAAUUGUGUAGAUAAUUGCGUCGUUUACGUGCGUUUUUUACGAAGACUUAAAUCUAUAUUAUAUCUUAUGUAUAUUUAGUAUAGACAAACAUUUUACCCGUACGCUAGUUAAAAUAGUAUAAGUCACUCGUGCAAAUUCUCAACAUUAGUCUGACAUGAAAUAAAACGCCAACACGGUUCACGCUGUGCAUGCCGCGUGUCGGCGCUGCGGCCGGCCACAGCCCGGUGUACUGCCUUCACGUGUUAUGGCGCUCAGGAGAUGCAUACAGCUUUCAAAACGAAUGCUUAAAUAAUUGUAGCUACAAAGUGUUAUAACAUUUAUACACUUGUAAAUAAUUUUAUUUUUUCAAAUAUUUUUUAAAUGAGUUCUUAAAUAUUCAGUUCGUGAGGUUUGUGAUAUCUCGUCACACGGUCCUGUCUAGACCUAUCCAUUUGUUUACUACCUCAAACAUCAAACGCUCGGCAGCAAUAAACAAAUAGACAAAGAUGAAUAUUAUGAAACAUACAAAUGUGACGAGUCAGCGACCAGCCGAGUGUCCGUCAAUGUCGGAGUACUGCCAGUGCCACGGCGUGUUGGUGACGGGCCACUGCACGGCCGCGCGACCCUGACUGAUAGAAGUACCUAUUAUUUUGUAAUAUCAUCCUUAAAUAGUUUAAUGUCGCCUGUAAAUAAUCAUUAGCUCAUUAGUGGAUAAUGUAGUGUCGUAGAGCCCAGGGUCGACUGGUACAGGGGGCCGCGAGCGACACUGCCGGCGCUGCCCUCUGCAGCUCGCACGACGUUGCAUUCAGUACCUGCCGUUCGUUGUACAUGAUAUUGCAUUAAGUGAGUGUGUGUUUUAUAUACGGUUCUUUAGUUGAUAAGUUCAUUCCCACAAGACAGUGACGAGCCAAGGUCCUCGCAAAUAACUUUCAGAAUAGCACUACUGAAGUGGUGAUAUGAUUCUGAUGAUUAUGAUGACAACAGCUUUGAUUCGGUCUAGUAUACCUACUCUAGAGAAGAGGUAGUAUUUUGUAAACGAUUGGGACAUUACAUAAUACAGCACUACCGCGCCGCACGUCGUCUCAGCGUGUUGUCAUCUCACGUCGUCUGCGCCGCAUGCGCAGGCGCGGCCGCUUCUACUAUACGUACUAAAAAGUAGCAUCUGUGCAGGCAUAUGUCGCGGCCUUCCAUGAUGUGGGCAACUUAAUUAGACCAGAUCCUUCAAUCGUCAACGUUUCACGAUUUUCUCAUACACAUUUGGCCAGACCAUAUAAAUAGAAUUAAUUUUCCACAAUGAAUAUUAUGGCGACCGUGUAUUAUGAGUAAUGUUUAUUACCAUUUUUACAUAAGCACUGUUCAAACAUAACCUAAUGUAUCCAAGUUGGAGUUGAUCAAGUCCCGUGCACAAUGAGGGUUACACACGGCCGUAACCCGCCGUACUGUGCCUGAGGAACGCUACGAGGCGGAGUAGCGUAGUCUGUGUCGACUGAUAUUGUAUCGGUAGUGAUGUACUGAGUAGUGACAUUUGCGUUAAUUAAAUAUUACUUUAUUGGUAUUAUAACCUUCGUGAAAUAUACUAAAUUAAUUAUCAUGUUUUUUAGCUUACUCUCGGUCACGUGAGUAAACUGGUAAACUGUUAAGUUUGACAAGGAUUUCGACAUGUUUCAAGCCACACCACGCUAGUUUCAGUAGCUGCCCGACAGUCGCCGUGUCGAAAAACAUAAUAAUUAAUUUAUUAUUUUCUUAAUAGAAGUUUGACUAAAAUGUUUUCUCGACAAAUGUGUAUAUGUAUAUGAGCAAUAACAUACCUAAUGAACGAAUACAAUCUAUACAUUGAAAA
This is a messenger RNA of Spodoptera frugiperda (fall armyworm), 4829 nucleotides long. Its product is annotated as collagen alpha chain CG42342. NCBI's taxonomy places the organism in Eukaryota, Metazoa, Arthropoda, Insecta, Lepidoptera, Noctuidae. The transcript is spliced from 23 exons. The coding region runs from base 403 to 2490 and encodes 695 amino acids. The record is from RefSeq and is a predicted model, not a curated record.